Messenger RNA from Lycium ferocissimum, 471 nucleotides. RefSeq lists its product as uncharacterized. The coding region runs from base 1 to 471 and encodes 156 amino acids. The record is from RefSeq and is a predicted model, not a curated record. The transcript has a single exon. Lineage: Eukaryota; Viridiplantae; Streptophyta; Magnoliopsida; Solanales; Solanaceae.
AUGGGAAACAGAUCAAAGAAACUUCUCAAAAAUAGACCACAGAUACACAUUGGCAAAUCAAAGGCAGAGUACUCAAUCUUGAUUUGCAAGAAACACCCUAAACACCGGCAAUCCUCAUCAGGAGUUUGCUCUGUUUGCUUAACAGAAAAACUCACUCAACUUUCAAGAACUUCACCUAGUAGUAAUACAACAACUGUUACUUGUUGUUGUUUUUCGUCGUCGUCUUUGUCUUCUUUGUCAUCAUCUUCUUAUUCUUCUUCUUCUCCGAUUCAUCUUACAAUGAACAGUACCAUGGUUUCUUUCUUGAAGUGUGGUAAUAAAAGUAGUUGUGCGCUUACAAAAAGUAGAUCCUUGGCUGUUAUUAUGGAGGAGAAUGUGAAGAAUAUAGGAGGAUUUUUGUAUAGAUUGUUGCAUCCAAGAAGAAACAAGAAAGAUAAUAUUGGGGUUUGGUGCAUUCAAGAACUACUAUGA